This is a messenger RNA of Penicillium chermesinum, 1512 nucleotides long. RefSeq lists its product as uncharacterized. Gene Ontology annotation, biological process: plasma membrane lactate transport. NCBI's taxonomy places the organism in Eukaryota, Fungi, Ascomycota, Eurotiomycetes, Eurotiales, Aspergillaceae. Gene Ontology annotation, cellular component: plasma membrane. The transcript is spliced from 2 exons. The record is from RefSeq and is a predicted model, not a curated record. Gene Ontology annotation, molecular function: secondary active monocarboxylate transmembrane transporter activity. Bases 1 to 1512 code for a protein of 503 amino acids.
AUGGAUGGGUAUCUGAAGGGUAAUAUGCAGGACGAGGAGAAAUCUAUCAGGACGUCGAUUGAGAAUGGCGCCUCCUGUACGCAAGAGGACUCUGGUGGCCCAAUUGGCAUUCGUGAAUAUGCCAUUACUCGAUUCACAUCUCUCAAGCCUCCUAUGAAUAGUGUGGCUAACCCAUUCACUCUUCUUGCGAUGCUCAACGCACAGCAAUGGGCUUUCGUCGCUGUUUCUUUCCUCGCGUGGUCGUGGGACUCGUUUGACUAUUUUACCGUCUCUCUUACGGUCUCCGAUCUGGCAGAGACCUUCAAUACAUCGACUGCCAACAUCACAUGGGGUAUAACCCUGGUUCUGAUGCUCCGUUCAGUUGGAUCAAUCAUAUUCGGUAUUGCCGGCGAUCGAUAUGGAAGAAAAUGGCCUUUUAUUCUCAACCUGUUCUUCUUCAUAGUCCUAGAACUGGGCACAAGCUUCUGUCAAACAUACCACCAAUUCCUCGCCGUCCGCGCUCUAUACGGCAUUGCAAUGGGCGGAAUGUACGGCAUCGCAGCCGUCACUGCCCUCGAAGACUGUCCCAUAGAAGCCCGCGGCCUUGUCGCAGGGCUAAUGCAGCAAGGCUAUGCAUUCGGCUACCUGCUCGCCACAGCAUUCGCUCGCGCACUGGUCAACACCACCAGCCACGGAUGGCGACCAUACUUCUGGUUCGCCUCCUGUCCUCCCAUCCUGAUCAUCGCUUUCCGCCUCAGUCUCCCCGAAACCCAGGCCUUCCGCGACCGGCAGGCCAGCCGGGAGAGCCAGGGGAAUAUAGCCGGCCAAUUCAUCUCGGAAGCAAAGGUUGCGCUCAAGCACCACUGGCUGGUCCUAUUGUAUCUCGUCCUGCUGACCUCGGGCCUCAACUUCGUAUCGCAUGGGUCGCAGGAUCUAUACCCGACCAUGUUGACCAAUGACCUCAAGUUUUCCGCGAACGCAGUCACCGUCACGCAGGUCGUGGCUAAUCUGGGCGCGAUGACCGGCGGCACGUUUGCCGGCUACUGCUCGCAGAUCUUCGGUCGACGGUUCAGCAUGAUCAUAAUGUGUAUGAUUGGCGGGGCACUCAUCUACCCGUACUCGUACACGCGCACCCAUGCUGUGGCUGCCGUGGCGUUCUUUGAGCAGUUUUGUGUCCAGGGGGCGUGGAGUGUUAUCCCGAUCUAUGUCAUGGAGUUGUCGCCGGCUUCGUUCCAGACGUUCGUGGUUGGUUCUGCGUAUCAAUUUGGGAAUCUUGCUUCGUCGGCUUCGUCGACUAUUGAGGCGACUAUUGGUGAGCGCUUCCCUUUGGCGCCGUUGGUGAAGGCCGAUGGGACCACUGUGGCGCGGUAUGAUUAUGGGCAGGUGAUUUGUAUCUUCACUGGGGCUGCGUAUGCCUACAGUCUCGUGCUGCUCUUUCUUGGUCCGGAGAAGAAGGGGAGAAAUACGAAGACGGAUGAGAGGAUUGAUGUUGAGGAAGUUUUAGUUGAGAAAUUCCGAGGUCGCUUGACCUAA